AUGGCUGAUUGUUGUGGAUUUAUGGCUGAGAUUGAUGAAAAUGGAGUUUUGGGGUUUUCGGGGUUUUGGGUUUUUGAAGAAAUUUUCGAACUUGGUGAGUUGUUGCUGGAUAUCACGCCGGGCGUAGUUCUUCGCGUCGGGCGUGUGACCACCAGAGGGCUCCUUUGGGCAAGCCACCGAGCGCAAGGAGGUAUGCGUCGGGAGAAGAGGUUGGCAUAUGCUGUUUACAUGCUGGUUGGGGAGGCUGAGCAUUGGUGGAGAGGUACCCAUCACAUGCUGACUGCUAGAGGUGUUGUAGUGGACUGGGAGUGCUUUAGGAGGGUGUUUCUGGAGAAGUACUUUCCGGAGAGCGUGAGGCACGCCAAGGAGGCUGAGUUCAUGCGGUUACACCAGGGUGGGCUGAAGUUUGCUGAGGGGUUAAAGCAAGAGUUGAAGAGGGUGGUGGUGCCUAUGGCCAUCACUGAGUUUCUGGCCUUGUUGGAGAAGGCGAAAGUUGUUGAGCGGUUGGAAGGUGGCAACCGUGUGAUGAAAUCUGCUGAGGGACCAGCUGGGCAACCUACUGAUGCUGCUAGAGGAGGGAGACAGGGUGGAGGUGCCACUCUCAGAUGCUACAGGUGUGCUGGACCCCAUUUUGUCAGGGAUUGUCCACACACGGAGAGCCGGUGUUUCAGGUGCCAUCAGAUGGGUCAUGAGUCGACCAACUAUCCCGCCAGAAACAGACUGGAGAGAGAUGCUCAAAGGAGUGGUGCUCAGAGGGGCGAUGCUCAGAGGGGUGAUAGACCCACUAUUGUUGGGAGAGUGUACGCUUUGACUGGGGCUGAAGCUUCAACUUCUUCUGAUCUU
Molecule: messenger RNA, 843 nt
Organism: Cajanus cajan (pigeon pea)
Lineage: Eukaryota; Viridiplantae; Streptophyta; Magnoliopsida; Fabales; Fabaceae
Source: RefSeq, a predicted model, not a curated record